Molecule: messenger RNA, 2837 nt
Organism: Archocentrus centrarchus (flier cichlid)
Lineage: Eukaryota; Metazoa; Chordata; Actinopteri; Cichliformes; Cichlidae
Product: neuronal acetylcholine receptor subunit alpha-7-like
Exons: 10
Coding region: 40-1605 (521 amino acids)
Biological process (GO): monoatomic ion transmembrane transport
Cellular component (GO): postsynaptic membrane
Molecular function (GO): transmembrane signaling receptor activity; acetylcholine-gated monoatomic cation-selective channel activity
Source: RefSeq, a predicted model, not a curated record
CUCCGAUUAGUUUCUCAUCUCUGAGACCUGCUGCUGCUGAUGAUGGACGCUCGGGUCUUCGCUCUGCACGUCCUGAUGCUCUGCAGCCUCAUGCACGGCUCUCUGCAGGGUGUGUAUCAGCGGCGUCUCUACAAGGAGCUGAUGAAGAACUAUAAUCCAUUAGAGCGACCGGUCAGCAAUGACUCGCACAGCCUCACUGUCCAUUUCAGCUUCAGCCUGCUGCAGAUCAUGGAUGUGGAUGAGAAGAACCAGGUGCUGACCACCAACAUCUGGCUGCAGCUGUACUGGACAGAUUUCUACCUGCAGUGGAACAUGUCUGACUAUCCAGGUGUGACCAACGUCAGGUUCCCCGACAGCCAGAUCUGGAGGCCCGACAUCCUGCUGUACAACAGCGCUGAUGAAAGGUUCGAUGCUUCGUUCCACACCAACAUCCUGGUCAACUCCACGGGCUACUGCCAGUACCUGCCACCAGGAAUAUUUAAGAGCACCUGCUACAUCGACGUCCGCUGGUUUCCCUUCGACGUGCAGCGCUGCGACCUGAAGUUUGGCUCGUGGACGUACGGCGGCUGGUCUCUGGACCUGCAGAUGAUUGAGGCUGAUAUUACUGGAUACAUCGCAAAUGGAGAGUGGGACCUUGUGGAGGUUCCUGGACGGAGGAACGAGCGCUUCUACGACUGCUGUAAGGAGCCGUACCCUGACGUGACCUUCACGGUCGUGAUGAGAAGGAGGACGCUCUACUAUGGGCUCAACCUCCUCAUCCCCUGUGUCCUCAUCUCCACCCUCGCCCUCCUUGUCUUCCUGCUGCCCGCUGACUCCGGAGAGAAGAUCUCCCUGGGCAUCACAGUGCUGCUCUCUCUGACCGUCUUCAUGCUGCUGGUAGCUGAGAUCAUGCCGGCAACAUCAGACUCUGUUCCUCUAAUAGCGCAGUACUUUGCAACCACCAUGGUAAUUGUGGGUCUGUCGGUCAUCGCUACAGUCCUGGUUCUGCAGUAUCAUCACCACGACCCCGACGGAGGACACAUGCCACAGUGGACUCGUGUGAUUUUGUUGAACUGGUGCGCCUGGUUCCUGAGGAUGCGGCGUCCCGGCGAAGCGAAGGUUCGGCCGGCGUGUCACAAUGCCGCCAAGCGUCGGCGCGGCAGCCUGUCCAGCCUGGAGCUCAGCGUUAGCCAGGGCUCGCUGCGACACAACCCUCAGGUAAAUAACGGCAACCUCCUCUACGUCGGUUUCAGAGGCAUGGAAGGACUCAGCUAUGGUUCCCCCGCUGAACCAGAGCUCCUCUGCUCACGGCUUGUUGGUGGUGACGAAGAUGUCCUGAGAGCAGGAGGUGGGGCUGGAGCUGGAGGAAGAGGUGGGGGAGCGGUUGGAGGCUCAGCCCUGGAGACGGAGCUGAACCUGAUCCUGGAGGAGGUGAGAUACAUCGCCAGGCGUUUCCGCGGCCAAGACGAGGAGGAGACGGUCUGCAGCGAGUGGAAGUUCGCCGCGGCGGUCAUCGACCGACUCUGCCUGGUGGCGUUCUCUCUGUUCACCAUCCUCUGCACCAUCGGGAUCCUCAUGUCUGCCCCCAACUUUGUGGAGGCCAUUUCCAAAGACUUCUUCAGCUAAGGAGGCCGAGAGGCCGAAUGUACCGAGUGUCUCUAUUUUUAUAUUUAUGGAAAAAUUCCACCAACCAACGUCUUAGUCUCAACGCUUUGACUUCCCUCAUUGCUUCCUGUUAGAGACGUGAAUCCUUAAAAUCACUUCACCAUCAUGUCACUGCUGUAUGUUUUUCUUUGGGUUUAACUUCAGUGGAUUCCAACUGUGACCUUUAACAGUGGGGAAAAAAAAAAACUUCAGUGUGUUAAUGGUUUUACUCCCUUCUUUUACACUGAGCACUCAUUCAGCUACUUCCAGGCCUCAGUGCGUUUUCAUGGAUCCUAUUCCAUUUUGUUCCCAGUGCUGCGGAAGCAGAAGAUCCAGGUUUAAAGACACUGGUGAGAAGAUGAGAAGAUCAGCUACUCUUACAAAUUUGGAUGGUUGUAUUUUCUCCAAACUGGAACAUCUGGACUGGAACUCGAGAUUUCAGUUUGGGUUCUUUUUUCCACACCUCACAUAUUUGGCUCAAACAACAGAGGAUCCUGAUGGAACAAAUGAACUAAGACCUUUCAAGAAGAUGUUCCCGAUCUGGUUUCGAGCAGCAUGUGCUUUGAAACCAGUGGACAGCAGAUCUUUAGUUUUAUUCAAAAGCUCAGCUACUAAUAAAGCCAGUCGAGUGGUUCCAGCCUUCUACCUGAUCCUGUACAGUGCUGUGAAAAAGUAUUUUUCCCCUUCCUGAUUUCUUUUUCACAUAUUUGUCACACUUUCAAAAAAUGUGUUUAAUUACAGUUAAUUCAUGAUUUAACAAGGGGGGCAAUGACCUUUCCACACAGGGUCACGUGGGUUUGGACAGCUUUUUUCCCCCUUAAUAAAUCAAAUCAUCAUUUAAAAACUGCAUUUUGUAUUUAGUUUGUCUGAUAUUAAAAUUUGUUUGAUCUGAAACAGUGUGACAAAUAUGCAACAGACUAAGAAAUCAGGAAGGGGCAGAUACUGCAGAUCUUCAUGGUCAGUUUCAUAGGGUUGAGGUUCCUGCAUCAGUCCUGCAGUGUUUUCCAUUUGUUGCUCCAAACAGGAGAUAAUUCCAUGAACAGGGAAUGAACUCUAACCCCAGAUGGUUCACCGGUGAGCUGGUGGAUGUUAUGAAAUUUAAAUGCAGUCUCGUGCUUGUACCGUCUGUGCUGUGCCAGUCCAUUAAGCACAUUAAAAUGAUCCUGCAGCGAUUCUCCCAAACUGCUUCUUCUCGUCUCCGCCUGUUCGUCUUU